Messenger RNA from Ornithorhynchus anatinus (platypus), 2752 nucleotides. RefSeq names its product LanC like 1 (gene LANCL1). NCBI's taxonomy places the organism in Eukaryota, Metazoa, Chordata, Mammalia, Monotremata, Ornithorhynchidae. The transcript has 9 exons. Gene Ontology annotation, biological process: carbohydrate metabolic process; peptide modification. Bases 30 to 1229 code for a protein of 399 amino acids. The record is from RefSeq and is a predicted model, not a curated record. Gene Ontology annotation, cellular component: plasma membrane.
UGCGGGGGCUGCGGGGGCUGCGGGGCGUCAUGGCGCAGCGGGCCCUCCCCAACCCCUACGCCGACUACAACAAGUCCCUGGCCGCCGCCUUCUUCGACGCGGCGGGGCGGCUUACUCCAGAGUUUUCGCAGCGCCUGAACAAUAAGAUCCGGGAUCUUCUUCAACAGAUGGAAAGAGGGCUUAAGUCAGCUGACCCUCGGGAUUGCACAGUUUACACCGGCUGGGCAGGCAUCGCGGCACUCUACCUGCACCUGUACAACGUGUACGGAGACCCUGGCUAUCUACACACAGCGCAUGACUACGUGAAGAAGAGUCUGAGUUGCCUGACGAAGCGCUCCAUCACCUUCCUGUGUGGGGACGCGGGGCCCCUGGCCGUGGCGGCUGUCGUGUUCCACAAGCUGCAGAAUGAAAAGCAGGCCGAAGACUGCAUCUCUCGCCUGCUGCAACUGAACAAGCUGGAUCCCCGCGCGGCGGACGAGCUGCUCUACGGCCGGGUGGGCUACAUCUACGCUCUGCUCUUCGUCAACCGGAGCUUCGGACAGGAGAGGGUCCCCCAAAGCCACAUCCAGCAGGUGUGUGACAUGAUCCUGGCGUCUGGGGAGAACCUGGCCAAAAAGAGGAACUUCACAGCCAAGACCCCCCUGAUGUAUGAGUGGUACCAGGAGUAUUACGUCGGGGCUGCCCAUGGCCUGGCUGGAAUCUAUUACUACCUGAUGCAGCCUUGCCUCCGGGUGAGCCAGGUGAAGCUGCACAACGUGGUCAAGCCCAGCGUGGACUACGUUUGCCGACUCAAAUUCCCUUCCGGCAAUUACCCACCCUGCGUCGGCGACACCAGGGAUCAACUUGUCCACUGGUGCCACGGGGCCCCUGGGGUGGUCUACAUGCUGGCCCAGGCCUACAAGGUGUUCAAUGAGCCGCAGUAUCUCAGCGACGCACUGCAGUGCUCCGAGGUCAUCUGGAAGUUUGGUUUGCUGAAGAAAGGCUACGGGCUGUGCCACGGGGCCGCGGGCAACGCUUAUGCCUUCCUGGCGCUCUACAACCUGACCCAGGAUGUCAAGUUCCUCUACAGGGCUUGCAAGUUUGCAGAAUGGUGCCUGGAUUACGGGGAACAUGGUUGUCGGACUCCAGACACUCCAUUCUCUCUCUUUGAAGGAAUGGCCGGAACGAUCUACUUCCUUGCAGACAUGCUGGUACCACCCAAAGCCAAGUUUCCAGCUUUUGAGCUGUAGAAGGCCAAGCCCUUCUCAUCCCUCCACCCCCUGCAGCUUGCCCCUGGGCCACCUGGGAUCACUCAGUCUGCUGGCUAACCUGCUCUGAUGCCUUCUCACUAAAUUCAGGGCAGACCCUGCAGUUGUAUAACUGACCUUUUCUACAAUCUAAUCCCCUCGUGGUUGUGUUUAUCUGCACUGAAGAGAUUAAACUUCUGCUUCCGACAUCUAAAGAGGAAAGGCAAACAGUUUGUUGGCAGAAAGGAGAAUGCGGGGAAUAUGUAUUUCAGGCUUUUGAGGCCCAAUUAAUGGUUCACUAGAAGCUCAUCCAUCUGAUUUAAACUGACUCUAUUUGAAACUGAAAGGGGGAUUAACUAGAGACAAACACUGAUCAGAAUUGGUGAUGGUUCUCUGCCUUUUCUCCAGUAUUCGUUUCUGUCUAGCCAGGAGAACAGGCAGCUUUCUGGCUGAGAAACCGAUUAUAAAGCUUAAGGCAAGGGUCGGGGUGCAAACCCUGGUGACUGGAAUACAAGCAGCCAGGCAGUCAAAAUCUAGACCCCUACCCCUUUGGUCAAUGACAGGCAACGAAUUUCCCCAAGGAAUUUUUUUAAAGCUCCCCCAGAUACCUGUACAGGCUGAAAUGAGAUGAUCAGUAAACACUUCCUCUGCAAAAGGAGAGAAAAGUUGGAUGGGAUCUAUGGAGAUGGCUAUUCCUUUGCUAUUGUUUCCUUUAGAGCGCUUUACUAUUUUGAAUGCAUUUGGUAAAAGAUGUAUAUUUUGUCGACUGACCACUGGAAAGCUAAACGCUUCAGUUUCCUAAGAAGUCUUCCCUGAGCUUGAUCUUGGGUAUCCCAGCUCCUAGAGUGCUCUGGUUCUGUGCUCUGCUUCUGCUGCCUUGGGUGAGAGGUCUGGGCCAGCCAAGGUUCAGUUCCCGGAGUGUGAAGAGCAGCGAGUGCUCAACUCUGGGCCACAGGGAACACAACCACACUGCCCAGUCCUGCCAUGGCCUGGAAGACCCGCUUCCUGGGCAUUGCUCUUUCCCUAGGUCAUCCUCGCUCCCGCCCACUCCACACUAUCCUACUGGCCAGGCCGGCCCUGACCUGCUCAUGGCUGUGCAGCUGCUUCGUGCCUCCCUUGGGGAAAGUGUUCUCAUCCAGGGAUUUGGGGUCCAGAAGGGCAACUGGUGUGUGCCCAGUAGUUCCCGGAAGAAAGAUUUUUGUUUCCUCAGAAUCCUGGGAAUAGUCCGUCCUUUGAGCAUCAAAGGUAUGGGACUUGGAGAGCCCUAUGACUGAGGCCUGGUCCCUCUCUGCCCUAUGGCUGAUUCCAAGGCUUGACUGGUUCCUCCAGGCUCACAGUGGCUUCCCACUGCUUCCUAGGGCUCUGAAGGGUGAGGGUCAGCCAAGUUGUCAGCUGGGGCUUUGUCAGGAAAAGUUUCAGGUGGAAUGUUUGGAAUUCCAGUAAGAGCAUGUAUUGAACAAUGAAGCCAGCCUUUGACUCACUGUUCUGGCAGGAAGAAUAAAGGUCAUUUGGUUUGGUUCAAUGUC